This is a messenger RNA of Rhodamnia argentea, 1958 nucleotides long. Its product is annotated as protein CANDIDATE G-PROTEIN COUPLED RECEPTOR 7-like. The record is from RefSeq and is a predicted model, not a curated record. Gene Ontology annotation, cellular component: Golgi apparatus; membrane. Bases 179 to 1522 code for a protein of 447 amino acids. Gene Ontology annotation, biological process: transport. Lineage: Eukaryota; Viridiplantae; Streptophyta; Magnoliopsida; Myrtales; Myrtaceae. The transcript has a single exon.
CUCGGGAAGGGAGGGUAUUUCCGGCAAUUCGCUAAACAUAGCUCGCCCCGCCGGACAAGUCGCUGCCUUGCAUUUCACGCCCGGCGAAGACAUCGAUUCCAUCCCAACACCAAAUUGACCAUUUUUGUGCCGCUCCACCACCACCGAGGGCUCCAUCUCCGCCGCUGCGAUCUCUCCGAUGGCUCAGGCCAAGCGACACGGCAUGAUCCUCCUCCUCCUCCUCCUCCUCCUCACCUCCCUCCUCAUCUCCCCCUCCACCGCCGAGAUCAAAACCCUAACCAUCUCCUCCGACUCUCGCUCCAUGAUCCUCUUCGAGAAGUUCGGCUUCACCUACCGCGGCAAGGCAUCUGUCUCCGUCUCCGCCGUCAACGUCGCCUCCUCCUCCUCCGCCGCCGCCGCCGCCACCCCUGACCCCUCCCGCCUCGGCUUCUUCCUCCUCUCCGAGGAGUCCCUCCUCCAGAUCGUCCUCGAGUUCCGGGAAAACCCUAACUUCUGCGUCCUCGACUCCCAGUACAUCCUCUUUCUCUUCAACUUCCGUGACCUCUCUCCUCCGCCUCACGCCUCCUUCAACCAAUCCUACCCCGUCAUCUCUCCCAAUGAAUACUCCCUCUACUUCGCCAAUUGCGUCCCGGACACCAGCGUCUCCAUGAACGUCCACACCGAGCUCUUCAAUCUCGACAGCGAUGACUCCAAAGAUUACCUCUCCGCCGGUUCGACGCAGCUCCCUUCUCUUUACUUCCUGUUCUCGCUUUCUUAUUUCGGUUUCCUGGGCUUUUGGAUCUAUUAUUGCUACCAUAAUAAGCGAUCGGUGCACCGGAUCCAUCUCUUGAUGGCGGGGUUGCUUCUGAUGAAGGCGCUGAAUCUGAUUUGUGCUGCCGAGGAUAAGCAUUAUGUUAAGGUCACGGGCACGCCUCACGGUUGGGACGUGUUGUUCUACAUGUUUCAGUUCAUUCGCGUGGUGUUGUUGUUUACCGUGAUAGUGUUGAUCGGCACGGGCUGGUCGUUUCUGAAGCCCUUCUUGCAAGAGAAGGAGAAGAAGGUGUUGAUGAUUGUGAUUCCCCUUCAGGUGUUGGCAAAUUUGGCUUCGGUUGUCAUCGGAGAGACAGGGCCUUUCAUCAAGGAUUGGGUGACUUGGAAUCAGGUGUUCUUGCUGGUGGAUAUAAUCUGCUGCUGCGCAAUUAUUUUCCCGAUUGUGUGGUCUAUCAGGUCUUUGAGGGAGACCUCAAAGACUGAUGGCAAGGCUGCUAGGAACUUGGCGAAGCUACAGUUGUUUAGGCAGUUUUAUGUUGUGGUGAUUGGAUACUUGUAUUUUACGAGAAUUGUGGUGUUCGCCUUGAGGACGAUUGCCGCAUAUAAGUAUCAGUGGGUGAGCAAUGCAGCCGAAGAGAUUGCCAGCCUGGCUUUCUAUACUGUGAUGUUUUAUAUGUUCAGGCCUCUGGAGAGGAAUGAGUACUUUGUUCUUGAUGAGGAGGAGGAAAAGGAAGCAGAAAUGGCCCUCCGCGAUGAAGAGUUCGACCUUUGAACUGAAAAUGUCGGAGGAUUUUUACCUGCUGCUGAUGCUAAUGGCAUGAUACGUAGAGAACUGGAUGAUUCAAUUUUGAACCAUUACUGUAACAUCAGGUCUGGUGCUACUGCUCCUGUUAAUCCUUUUUAUUCCAUUCUACACUUUUGACUUUCCUGCUUAAGUAUAUUGGAUUCAACAGUUGCUUUUAUCUCUAACUGGUGGAAUGUUCACAUCAUUCCCUUAUGAGAUCUAGACUCUAGACUCUAGACAUAGAGAUCAUGUUCUCCCUGUGGUUUAUUCUCUUGGAAUGAGCUCAAUUGGGUCUUUAUUCACUUCAGUCAUGUUUCAAAUUUUCUUGUUUGUUCUUGAUGUAAGACAAACUUACAGGGAAUUAGGCAAGGAAUGUCUUUGGGUUUUCUACUGUAUCCUUUUCAUGCAUCCAAUGCUUUGCAAA